Molecule: messenger RNA, 1101 nt
Organism: Kwoniella shivajii
Lineage: Eukaryota; Fungi; Basidiomycota; Tremellomycetes; Tremellales; Cryptococcaceae
Exons: 5
Coding region: 1-1101 (366 amino acids)
Source: RefSeq, a predicted model, not a curated record
AUGUCAUUCAUCAGACCCGCUUCAAUGAGACUCACCGCUGCUCCUCGAGCCGUCAUGAGACCUCGAGUCACACCUAAACGAAUUACCGCUCCUGCAUUCAGAAGGACAUUUGCUACUGAAGUUCCUCCUGCUCAACCUACCACCCAAACCCCACCUCCCUCUUCAGGUGGUGGUGGUGGUUCCAAUGCCCCUAUGCUUAUCGUCCUCGCUGCAAUCUUGGGUGUAGGUGCAGGAGGUUACUACUACCUUAAGCCAGUCAGAGAUGUAGCUGCUAUCGCUCAUUCUGGUAUCACCAGCGCUAAAGAGAAUGCCGAGUCUUUGAGCGGUCUUACCGAUUACGCCAAGGGUUUCCUUCCCCCAGGAGCGUUCGCAUUGUAUCAAGCAUUAUCUUCUCAACCCGGUGGAGCAGGUGGUUUCUUAGCUUCAUUGAAAGACAAAGAUCUCAAUGAUGUCCUUGAUGAAGUCAAGAAACACGGUGGAGAUGACAUCAAAAAAGUAGUCGAAAAAGUACAAAAAAAAGUACAAGAAUCAAAAGGAGAUAUAUCAAAAAUAGAUUGGAAAUCAUUGGCAUCUGAAUUAAAAGAUGAUUUACCCGAAGGAUCACAAAAAAUGAUUGAAACUCUUAUCGGUAAAAUUCCAGACAAAGCAGAUUUCGACGCUCUGAUUAAAAAAGCUAAAGAUAUCGGUCAAGAUCAAUUGAAACAAGUUGAAGAUUCAGCUUCUAAGAUAUUGAAAGAAGUUGAAAAAGCUAGAAAAGAAGGUAAAGAUACAGCAGAUGCUUUCUUAAAAGGUCUUAAAGAGGCCGCACCUGCCGAUGUCGAUUCCUUGAUCAACCAACUUAAAGAGACAGCCAAGAAAGCCGGUCUUCCAGCUGAUACUGCCGAAGCUUGGUUGAAGAGUAAAGCCAAGGACGGAAAGGUCGACGCUGAAGCUUUGGCUAAACAAGUCGAAUCCCGACUUAAAGACGCUGCCAAAUUCAUCCCUGGAGAACCUAAAGAUUUGAUCAAACAAGUCGAUCAAUUAUCACCUUCUCUCGCUAAAUUACUUCAACAAGCUUUACAACAAGCUGAUAUCGUAGAUGAAAAAGGUAACAGAAAGUAA